Messenger RNA from Lottia gigantea (owl limpet), 1112 nucleotides. RefSeq lists its product as hypothetical. The transcript has 8 exons. Bases 6 to 1112 code for a protein of 368 amino acids. Gene Ontology annotation, biological process: cytokine production; positive regulation of transcription by RNA polymerase II. The record is from RefSeq and is a predicted model, not a curated record. Gene Ontology annotation, molecular function: protein binding. Lineage: Eukaryota; Metazoa; Mollusca; Gastropoda; Lottiidae.
CAAAAAUGGCGGAAGUAGAAAAUCAAAACAAAUCUUUCUCGGAUAGCUCAAGUGAUGAAGACAGUCCACCGAGAAUUAAAAAACAAAAAUCGUCAACCUUACGAGGUAGGGGAUUGGCUGGCUUGAUGAAAGAAUGUCAGCCUCAUUCUGAUAGUGAAGAAGAGGAAGAAGAAGAUAACGAACCAUCACAGUUUAAUAUUUAUUCAUCGAAAGUUGAACGAUGUCUGGGAAACGUUAAAACGAAGAAUUAUUUAUUAGAUAUAAGUCUGGUUGAUGAAGAUGUAGAGGAACCAUUGGAAGAAGUACCAGUAUUAUGUAACAGUGCAGAUUUAAGUGAAGAUGUAAUAGAAGUGUGUAAACAGAGACCAGAUUUUGAUGAUUCUCUUGCUUCUACUAGCACAGAAGAUAUUUCUAGUCUAGAUGAGUUCUCUCCCUUACCAUCAGUUGGUGCACCAAGACAUACCAAGCAGUUACAAUCUGCAUUAAAUAUAUUAAACCGAGCUAAAGAUCUGGUCAGUAUUGAUGGUUUAAAUACCAGUUUGAUAUUAGACCAGGAUGGUAGUCAGGAAAUACUGAUCACUGGGGCCAGUCCUGUCAUAGAGAAAGAAGACAUUCUUGUUAAAGUUGUACAUAAAGGAAAAGCUCACAGGAUUAACAUUAAAAAACUAACAGAUAUCAUAGAUUGUCAUAUCAAUGAGAAUACCUCAGAGAAUGUAUCAGAUGGACAGAAUCUACAAACAGACUAUAAUGUUAGAAAUGCUAUAGUAUUGUGUGUGCAAAGCCAAGUUAGGAAUUCUAAGGUUGAUAUAACAGUAGACAAGACAGAACCCAUUAGAAACUUGUUGGAAAAAUAUGCUGCAGAAAAACAAUUGGAUAUUUCUAAGUUAGUGUUUAAAUUUGACGGUGAUGAUGUGAAUCCGAACGAUACUCCAGAAGAUUUAGACAUGGAUGAUAAUGACUGCAUAGAUGUGAUAGACAAAAAAUCUGAGGGAGUGAAGGCAACAGCCAAAAAUGCAGAUAUUGUGAUAAUUGAUGACACCCCUCAGAAAUCUAAAUCUAAGAAGCGUAAUUUGAGACGUUCGCGGAGGACCAUGCGUCAACAACCAGCCUGA